This is a messenger RNA of Clonostachys rhizophaga, 1899 nucleotides long. The record is from the annotation of a GenBank genome assembly. Lineage: Eukaryota; Fungi; Ascomycota; Sordariomycetes; Hypocreales; Bionectriaceae.
AUGCCGACCUAUGAUCCGGACACCGACUUUGAGCCCCCACCAGGGCCGCCUCCGAACUGGGCCCCUCCAGUUCAACAGCGUCCGAGUAUUUCGGAACCGCCUGUUCCCACCUCUCCCCAAGCGGACCAGCCAUCUCAAAAACCUAAUCUGAAGCCCACAGACCCAGUGGGGCAAGGUCAGUCGCCUCGCAAGCCUUCAGAGCCAUGGAAAUUCCCCAAACCACACCCUUGCGGAGUUACUCCCCUCGCUGAAUGCGCUGCCGGCGGUAUCAACUUGGACGUGGAUUGGUUCCACCAUCCUGCCGUUCCUUCACUAUACAUCUGUUCCCGAUGCUACGCAGAGCAUGUCUACGACCCCAGGUUCCAUGAAUCCUUCGAAAAGGUCCACAUGAAGGCAGCCGAGAGCCCAUGUUGUAGCUUCCCGUCCCGCCGGUUGAAAGAGCAGCUCUGGCCCGUGGCCCUCUCCUCCGGCGACCUGGCUCCGGUACUGGAGUACAUGAAGAUGAGAGCCGCCCUCCCGCCGUGUCCUGCGGCUGCUUCAGUUGAGGGCAGAGCUUGGUAUGUCAGUACAGACAUCCAGGGGUCGACCAUGUGUCCAGCGUGCUUCGAGGAUGCCGGAAUCGAACCUGUGAUCCGGGAGAAGUUUACGCUGCAGACGAUCCCAAAUGGCUGUACCUGCGAUCUAGCCUGCACGUUUAUCGAUCGCUUGUUGAAGGAGACCAAGAAAAUCGAAGAGUGGAAGAAUUUCGUGGAGGGUGUCAGUGCUCGCAUCUCGAUGCCCGCUUGCCCAAAGGGUGGGAAGAGAAAGGCGCAAGGACUUCCCUGGUAUCAAACCAACGAAGGCCGUCCGAGUAUGCAGAUCUGCGUAGCUUGUUACCUUGACUACUUUGUUGGCACGCCGGAUGCCCAAGUCUUCCACCAGGUCGGCGGCGGAGACUACGAUACGCACUGCGACAUAGGGAAUUCCUACUUGGAGAUUGCCGCGAACACGACUGUCUGGAAGGACGACCGGGAAAUAUUCUGGAAAGCUGCGAAGGUUGUUAGGAGCCAGCCCUGCACCACUGAGGGGAUCCAGGGGAAGUGGUACACUCUUCCUAACAACCCACCCGGGUUUGGGAUAUGCGAGGCUUGUUUCGCCGCUGUCGUUGAACCCAUGGGAGCGCAGCACUUCUUCGUCGACAAAGGCGAUUAUCCAUGGUUCGAGCCAAAGAUUCUAUGCGUGUUUAAUUCUGAACACGGGCGGUUUGGCAAUUACAUGGCUCGGUUCGUCCAGAGUGCGUUAACAGGGGAUCCGAAAUUUACCGGGGACUACGCCGAGACGUAUGGAAACGUUCUCACCUGCCCGCGAGACCACUAUCGGCGCGGAAAGAAUAGGAAAUUCUGGGGUUGGGGUGUCUCGGCCAUAUGCGAGGAGUGCUAUGUAUCCUUUGCAAAGGGGACUGCCUUGGAAGGGAGAUUCGCGCUCAAGGGGGAUCCAGACCCCAAAGGCCGGAUGUGUGACAUGUAUUCACCACGAAUGAGAAAGCUCUACAUGGAGGCCUGCAAGACUGGUGACCUCGAGGGAUUCCUAGCAAUCGGAAACCAGCGGCACGAAGUCUGGUGCGCCACCAUUGCCGUCUGCGACCGGAUCCAGUCGGACAUGCAGAUGGCUGCCUUCCAAGCCAACCGGCUCCGGUCCUCGUCCAUGUUCUACAACUUCCUUGGCCACUCGGUGGAUAACACGAUCGGCCAUAGCUACACCGUUGGUAACUCGUACGCGGGGUACGGGCAUGCCAACGACUACUUGCUGACCGGGGCCACUAUGGCGAAGCAGGCCCAGGAGGCGUCGAACGAGGCAACGACCUUGUCGGGUCCGGCCCGGAUGGCGAUGUUGAGGAGGCAGUGGGCCGAGGUGGAAUGA